GGCUGCCUCGUGGAGUUGAAGCACUUGAGAAGCACGUCAAGCAAGUCCAGUUGACCCAUUUAAGCAUUUAAGCAUUUAAAAAUCAUACAUACCUACAUACCUAUGUACAUCUAUGUAGUUUGAUAACCUACCAAGGUACAUAUUACUAGUACCUACCUGUACUUACUUCUUGUUUCGUGCGUCAUAGCUUUGGGCAUGUAAUCAAACGUUAUUUGUCUUCAAUCUUACCUGACCUACUUCUAACAGUACCUACCUAGGGUAGAACAUCAAUACAUAGGCACCUACCUACCUACCUGCCUAUCUAUCUAUCUAUCUAUAUUAUCUACAUCUUGUAUUUUGCAUAUACCCAACAGUCACCAUUCAUCCGACUUAUUCAUACCUACAUAUACAAGCUUGAUCAUGGUAAGGAUACGAACUUGAUCUCGUUUACACCUAACUGGAAAGCCAACAAACGCCCACGCCCACGUCCUUUAUACGCACUCUACAUGCACUUAAAACUCAUGAUCCGAUACGAUGCCUCCUAGUCUCUUUUCCAACCUCAUCCCAUCCGGCGAGAACCGACCCAUGUACGAUCGACUCGGAGAUCAUGAUGACGAUAUCGAGAGUAGAGCCGGCCUUGACGUUGACGAAGAGAACCUUGCUCAUCACUUUCGCGAUGAUGAAAUAGAUCAUACCGAUGGUCUUGGUCUCGAAGAUAGCCGCGCCUCCCCACCUCGUAGCCUUCUUGCUACUCCAGGCGAACCUCAUCAUGGCAUCACAAGAACGGGAAGACAGGAGAUGAGACCGCGAUGGCUCAUGCCUGACGACGAUGGCGAUAAUGACGUUCCUGCUUCUCUGCUAGUUGAGGGGCCCGAACCCCCUAUGAGCAGGUCCAACCCACGCAGAAGUAGCCCCAAGCAGUCACGAAAUCCUAGACAUCCCUCGAACCGAAAAAUACAAGCACAGUGGGAGACUGCGCAGGCGCAACAGAGGUUACACGAUGAUGACGACUAUGGCCCACGGCAUGGCCAGCAUCAAGCAGGGCCUUCUACGAGGAGACCAGGGUUUACUGGGAGUCCAAAAGACAAGGCUAUGUUCAGAUGGGCCAACGUCUCCAACCUCGACGUCUUCAUUAGAGAUGUCUACGACUACUAUUUGGGAGCAGGAAUGUGGUGUAUCCUGCUCGAGAGGUUUCUGCACUUAAUGAAGGUCGCCUUUGUAGCAACUUUGCUCACCCUGAUAUCGCAGUGUAUAGAUUACAGUAAACUCCGAGAUAGCAAGAGUCUGUCGCAGAUCAUGAUUCCUCAGUGUACUAAGCACAUGUGGGGUAUCUGGAACUUGACCCUCUGGGUCUGUAGCUUCUACUUUGUCUGGAAGACUAUCCAGUGGAUUCUCGACGUACCCCGCCUCAUGCACAUACGCGAUUUCUUCGUCUAUCUCUUAGAUAUCCCCGAAGAGGAUAUGCAGACCGUAUCUUGGCAAGAUGUCGUUUCCAAGAUCACUGCCCUCCGUGAUGAGAAUGUGAAGACGGCUACCAACAUCACACCAUCCCAGCGACGCUUUUUGUCCAAGCAGCUAGGACCGCAUAUGGCCAGCCAAUCAAAAGAGAGACUCGACGCUCAUGACAUUGCAAACAGGUUGAUGAGACGAGAAAAUUACAUUAUAGCUCUCUUCAAUAAAGAUAUACUAGACCUAACAGCUCCGCUUCCGUUUCUACGAAAUCGGCAACUAUUCUCCAAGUCGCUCGAGUGGACCGUUCAGUUCGGCGUUCUAGACCUCGUCUUUAACGAAGGCGGUCAGGUGCAUCAACGUGUACUGAAGUCCGAUCAUCGGGGACAUUUGAGCAGGGACAUGCAUACGAGGUUUGUUUUUGCUGCGUUCAUGAAUCUCAUCUUUGCCCCUUUUCUCGCCUCGGCGCUUGUCAUCGACUUCAUUUUCACAUACUACAACGAAUUCAAAACCAACACUUCGUCGUUGGGGGCUCGACAGUACACACCUCUUGCAAGAUGGAAAUUUCGAGAGUUUAACGAACUCCCUCACCUUUUUGAGGAGCGUCUCAAUAUGUCCUAUCCGUUCGCAAAGCACUAUAUCGAUCAGUUUCCAAAGAAAAAGACGGAGUCAGCUGCUCGGACGAUACAAUUCUUUGCUGGUGCGCUCAUAGCCGUUAUUGCCAUCGUUGGGUUUUCCGAUCCAGAGAUGUUUGUUGACUUUGAGUUGUUUCCUGGGAUGAACGCGUUUGCUUUUGUUGCGCUCAUGACAACGACGUGGGCGGUCGCUCGUGGGAUGAUAUCGGAAGAAAACGAUGUGUUUGAUCCCGAGUUUGCGAUGCAGAAUGUCAUCGAAUACACGCAUUACCAACCAGACCAAUGGAAGGGCCGACUCCACAGCUACGAGGUUAAAGCUGAUUUCUCCGAGUUCUACAAGCCAAGGAUCAUUAUCUUCCUGGAGGAGAUCUUUGGCGUUUUGAUAACGCCUCUCGUACUCUUCCUGAGCUUGCCGAAAUGCAGCGAUCAAAUCAUCGACUUCUUCCGCGAAUUCACGAUUCACGUCGAUGGAUUAGGCUAUGUUUGUUCGUUUGCAGUCUUUGAUUUCCAGAAGGACCAACGGAUCAGCAAACCCCAGCAACAGGCGAACGUAAGCGAUGCUCGCGAAGAUUAUUAUGCUACCAAACAUGGCAAGAUGCAGGCCUCGAUGCAUGGAUUCUUAGAUAAUUAUGUCUACCACCCGAGAACCGGACUCCCGGGCACUCACGGUUUAGGACCAGCCGGACGUCACCAGUUUCACCCCCCACCUAACUUUCCAGGCUUGAUGUCGCCAACUCUGGCCGCGGAUAUGCGGUCAUCACGUAUUGGAUCUGGUGAACGACCGCGAAGUCGAGCACCUACGAACCCCCAGCCCCUCGCCAAAACACCGCGCUUCGGGCCAGCCUUCGCACCCUCGCCCAUGGCCUCGAUGCUUCUUGACCCCCACCAUCAACCCUCGGCUUCCUUCACAACUAACCGCACCCCGAAGCGUGCGCGCCAGCAGCGCGGGCCAUACCCGAUUCCGGGCCCGAAUACCAUCGAAGAAGCCAUGGAAGACGCUACCGCAUCCAGGAAUGUCAUGCGCCGACGAGACACGAACUACACAGACGAAGGCGACGUCGAGGAGAGCGUUGCGCGUCUAGGUGAAUCAACAUGGGAGGGUUCGCCUGGUCAUGGGCUCAGUAGGGAGGGUAGUACUGCCACGGACGGCGACGAUGGACCGGGUGUCGUGACUAUGCUGAAGCAGUUCCAGCAAGCGCACAUGAACCAGCGAGGUGUUAUGUGAAUGCCCCUUUUUGGUAGUACUUGGCCUCAUUUUUGCGGACUAAGUUGCUUACUCGAUUGGUUGAUGGACUACGUAGAUAGUAGUCGGGGUCGACUUGAGCGAUCACAGCGGAAUACAGGUAUGGGAAAGGAGUAUAAGGGUUCCACGGUUUACUACGGUUUACCUACGACAAUGGUUACGGUCACGGUCACGGUGUUUUUUGUUUGUUUGUUUGUUUGUUUGGCAUUCGAAGCUGGACACUUCCAGGCAGAUUAGUACUAGCAUAAACAUCAUAUGCAUGAUACAUGGGGUACACAUUACAUUACACUACACUACAUAUAUUCAGUAGGUAGGUAGGUAUGUAGCAGAUACCAAUACACACACACACACACACACACACGCCCAAGUUACAGUAGGUGGGAAUAGAUGAUUACCACUUUUAUAGGUGCUAAGGCAUGUUCACAUAGGUAUAUAAUCUACCUACCUAAUC
Hypoxylon fragiforme is the source of this 3757-nucleotide messenger RNA. RefSeq names its product APG9-domain-containing protein. Gene Ontology annotation, biological process: autophagy of mitochondrion; protein localization to phagophore assembly site. NCBI's taxonomy places the organism in Eukaryota, Fungi, Ascomycota, Sordariomycetes, Xylariales, Hypoxylaceae. Bases 514 to 3288 code for a protein of 924 amino acids. Gene Ontology annotation, cellular component: autophagosome; phagophore assembly site. The transcript is spliced from 4 exons. The record is from RefSeq and is a predicted model, not a curated record.